Messenger RNA from Phytophthora sojae, 552 nucleotides. RefSeq lists its product as hypothetical. Bases 1 to 552 code for a protein of 183 amino acids. Lineage: Eukaryota; Oomycota; Peronosporomycetes; Peronosporales; Peronosporaceae. The transcript has a single exon. The record is from RefSeq and is a predicted model, not a curated record.
AUGAAGCGCGAGUAUCCCGCCGGCAGGCUGUGCGCGACGAGCAGGAAGCCGCAGCCGCGACGCAAGAUGGUGCAAACGGUGAUCGUGGGGUACAAGGUGGUGGGGAAGCCGGAGACGGCGACGAGCGGGCGAAUGAAGCCCAAGAGCCACGAGGUGACGGAGGAACAACUGCCGGCGUCGGAACCACACAUGGCGGUGACCACGGAGCCACAGUGGAGAUGGUACAAGGGCGAGGACCGCCACGACCACCCGCCCCAAUGCCCGAGCUGCUGCAGGUGCCAACACCAGGAUUUAUCGUCGAACGAGCGCGACGGCAAGUUCGUAAUCACACUGGGUGUUACGUGCAGGAACACGAAGUGGAGUACGGGGUACGGCGUGGGGGUCCCAUGGGCCGGCGAUGGUUGUCUGCAGAGGGGUUCGAGGCGCUCGACGACGCCCACAAGAUCAAGGACGAUCUUGAUGCCGGGGAUGGCGUGUAGUAUGGUGCCCUGCCACUGGGCUGCAGGACGCGAUCAAGCUGGGGGUCACGUCACGAUUAACUUGACGCAAUGA